Messenger RNA from Rhinolophus ferrumequinum (greater horseshoe bat), 3367 nucleotides. RefSeq names its product RasGEF domain family member 1A (gene RASGEF1A). NCBI's taxonomy places the organism in Eukaryota, Metazoa, Chordata, Mammalia, Chiroptera, Rhinolophidae. Gene Ontology annotation, cellular component: plasma membrane. Bases 166 to 1632 code for a protein of 488 amino acids. Gene Ontology annotation, biological process: Ras protein signal transduction; positive regulation of GTPase activity. Gene Ontology annotation, molecular function: guanyl-nucleotide exchange factor activity. The transcript has 13 exons. The record is from RefSeq and is a predicted model, not a curated record.
UAACCCCCCCCGGCCCCGCCCCUCGGGAGGUUGACAGCAGGAGGGAGGCGCGAAUGGGGAAGUCCGCGGGCGGGGUCGGGGGACGGGAGCUUCUGCGCGCGAGAAGAGCUGCCGCACGCGGGACGCCUGCGGCGCCGGGGACAGCGAGGGGAACAGGCGGCCAGGAUGUUUCUGGAGCCUCAGGAAACUAUGCCCCAGACGUCUGUCGUCUUCUCGAGCAUACUCAGGCCCAGCUGUAGUGCAGAGGUGCAGCCCGGCAUGGGGGAGCGAGGAGUCGGGGCCGACGGCUCUGGGGACCUCAUCUUCCAAGACGGACGCCUCAUCUCUGGGUCCCUGGAGGCCUUGAUGGAGCACCUGGUCCCCACAGUGGACUAUUACCCUGAUAGGACAUACAUCUUUACGUUUCUGUUGAGCUCCCGGGUCUUCGUGCCCCCACAUGACCUGCUGGCCCGUGUGGGGCAUAUCUGCCUGGAGCAGAGGCAGCAGCUGGAGGCCGGGUCUGAGAAGGCCAAGCUGAAGUCCUUCUCAGCUAAGAUUGUGCAGCUGCUGAAGGAGUGGACAGAGGCCUUCCCCUACGACUUCCAGGACGAGAAGGCCAUGGCUGAACUCAAGGCCAUCACCCACCGGGUCACACAGUGUGACGAGGAGAGUGGCACAGUGAAGAAGGCCAUCGGCCAAAUGAUGCAGGGCCUGCUGCUAUCCCUGGCUGCCCGGGGCCAGCUUCAGGAACUUCGGGAGAAGUUCCGCACACCAGCUGUGGACAAAGGGCCCAUCCUUAAGGCCAAGCCGCCAGCCACUCAGAAGGAUAUCCUGGGCAUAUGCUGUGACCCCCUGGUGCUGGCCCAGCAGCUGACUCACAUCGAAUUGGAGAGGCUCAGCAGCAUUCACCCCGAGGACCUGAUGCAGAUCAUCAGCCACAUGGACUCUCGAGACAAGCACAGGUGCCGAGGGGAUCUGACCAAGACCUACAGCCUGGAGGCCUACGACAAUUGGUUCAACUGCCUCAGCAUGCUAGUGGCCACUGAGGUGUGCCGGGUGGUGAAGAAGAAGCACCGGACCCGUAUGCUGGAGUUCUUCAUCGACGUGGCCCGGGAGUGCUUCAACAUCGGGAACUUCAACUCCAUGAUGGCCAUCAUCUCUGGCAUGAACCUCAGUCCUGUGGCACGGCUGAAGAAAACAUGGUCCAAAGUCAAGACAGCCAAGUUUGAUGUCUUGGAGCACCACAUGGACCCAUCCAGCAACUUCUGCAACUACCGCACCGCCCUGCAGGGGGCCACACAGAGGUCCCAGACGGCCAACAGCAGCCGGGAGAAGAUCGUCAUCCCCGUGUUCAACCUUUUCAUUAAGGACAUCUACUUCCUGCACAAAAUCCACACCAACCACCUGCCCAACGGGCACGUCAACUUCAAGAAAUUUUGGGAGAUCUCCCGACAGAUCCAUGAAUUCAUGACAUGGACACAGGUAGAGUGUCCCUUUGAGAAGGACAAGAAGAUUCAGAGUUACCUGCUCACAGCGCCCAUCUAUAGUGAGGAAGCACUCUUCAUCGCCUCCUUUGAAAGUGAAGGUCCUGAGAACCACAUGGAAAAGGACAGCUGGAAGAACCUCAGGACCACUGUCCUUAACAGAGCCUGAAGGUGUGGAUACAGCCUGCAGACCCACGAAGACCACACAUGUGACCUGAACUUUAAUCUUGUUGUGGCUGAGAUGCGGUGGCCUCACUGGUUGGGGUCUAUUUGUAUAUAACUUUUAUUGAAAAAAAAAAGGUAGUUAUUUCAUGCGUCAACCUUUGGAACAAAAUGGUUUUGUUUAUUUUAAAUACCAGGGCAGGGCCCUGGUUUGGGGAGGGGUGGGGAGUGUAUCAUGGGAGAUGGAUCCAUGAUAACAUCUUGGUCUAACGAAAUGUAGAUUUUUAUUUUCUACUUUUGAUUAUAUCCACAUCUUAUGAAAAAAUAUUUUAAAAAACCCAACCAAAACCAACAUGAGCCCUGCCUGCUUGGAUGCCCUUCCUGUUAGUGUCUCUGAUGUGGGGCUCGUGCCUUAGAGGGUACUGGGGGGCUGUCUCCUGCUCUGCUCUACCCUGCAGCUGGCAGCAAGCGCCGGUGGAGGUGCCGUGAAAGGUGGGCCCUGGGCUGCAGGCGCCUGUCCUCCAAACUUGGGCCAGGAGGUCCUAGUCUCCCAAGGCUCAGGGGGCCAGGAGGUCUCAUUUGCAUACUUUUGGAGGCAAACCUUUGAGUAUGGGCUUUCCAAAGUUUACAUUUUCCUUUUCCUUUAUCAGGGAUUUAUGGGGUCGGGAGGGGCAGGGGACCCUAACAGCAUAUUUUCUGUCGGAAUAUAUCUGGUGAAUCUUUCUUCAACUACAUUUUAGGAAAAAGAGAAAAUCUAAAAUAAUGUAAGGUGGGGGGCAGUCAUGGAAUUGUCAGUUUUCCAGCUGUCCCUGGAAGAUACGCUUAGCUGUAAUGAAGAACGUAUAAAGCAGACGUGAGGGUGAGGACUGCAGAGCUGUUUUUGAAACCCAGCUACAAAGUGAAAAGCAGCAGCUCCUGCUCUCCUCUGGGUGGGGCUCCCCUAACAGCAUCUGAAACACAGAAACGGAGCCAGGCCCGUAUGCUGGAGCCCACUCAUUAGCAACUGCCCCACAAUGGAGGUGUUUUCCACUCCCAACUCAAGAAGCACACUCCAUUUCCUGAGUUCCUGGCUGGGAUGGCGACUGCCCCACUCCGCUGAGAGAGGGAGGUGGGUCCUCCACGCUGACUUCAGCUCCCUGGCAUCGGGCUUGCCUUGUACCAGCGGGUUUGGAACUACUCACCCAUGUCUGUGUCCGCUGCCCUGGCUCCGGCAGGAGCCUCCAGUCGAGGCCUGGUUAGGACUGGUCAGUCAGUUGCUAAUUCGCACAGCUCCUGGGAGAGGGUGGAGAUGUGAAGGCGAGGCCUCGGGAAGAGGUCUGUGGUCUGCCUCUGAGGUCGCCUUCAGCCCGGGAGGAGCAAGAAUAUUUACACUGUAUUGUCACAGUGUUUUUGCACUUUGCAGAUGUCCUAGAUAGUACGUAUUGUAUACUGAUAGCACAUAUUACUUUGUUUAUGUAUUUGAGAUAAAGAAAGGCUUAAAACCUAAGAGUUUAUAUUUGGAAUACGAUACUAGAACAUUUUCUGUACUUGCAUUAAGGAGCUUUCCCAUUGUGUGCGCUUCACGGGGUCCUUACUUCUAAUACCUACCUACAGUGUCUGCGUUUGCCACUUUGUUUUCCUGAGGACACGCCUAACUGUGAUGUUUUGGUAUUUGACAUGAACUGUGAAUAUAAAGCUGUACUGUAAGCAGGGUGUCCAUUGUUGGUGUGACUGCACAUAUUCGCAUCAAUAAAAGAACAUGU